Messenger RNA from Racocetra fulgida, 2664 nucleotides. The record is from the annotation of a GenBank genome assembly. NCBI's taxonomy places the organism in Eukaryota, Fungi, Glomeromycota, Glomeromycetes, Diversisporales, Gigasporaceae.
AUGUCAGCGGAAGUUUCAUUAGAUGCUGGCUCUCAACUGACGCAAUCCUUGUCCACAGAUAAUUUGCAAAAGCCGGCUGGUUCGUCAAAUAAUCAAAUCAGUAGUGAAUAUCAGCGUUCAUAUCAAUGGAAACUUCCAAUUGUUCAAGUAAAUAAACCACCAAGGGCUCCUUCUAAAUCUGAAUAUCAAAGAGAAUAUUGCUGGAAAAGCGCACCUUCUACGCCUGUUAAGGAAUUAUUAUCUGAUUUAAAAUCUUCUCCUCAAUCUGCUUCCCCAUCUACUCCUAAACCAGCUCCUCAAUCUGUUCCCCAAUCUUCUGUUAUUGAUAAUAAGUCUGUCGAUACUGCUCGGUUAGCAGAUGUAUCUAUAAAAACUUUGACAACUGAUGACUUUAAUGCUGUUAGAAGAACCCCCGAAUCAAUAAAAGACAUUAAUGCUGUCAGAAGAACCCCCGAAUUAACAAAAGAAAUAAUAACCGUUGAAACAACUGUAAAACAAAAUGGUACUUACGUUGCUGAACCAGAUAUACUUGUCUCUAAUUCUGGAAAAUUCACUUCAAGUGCUGGUAUUGAUAAGUGGAAAGAUGGUCUCAGAAACAAUUCAAAUGAGUCAAAUUAUGAUCCUGUUGAAAAAAAGAUUGUGGUUUUGGAAGGUUCUCGUUUAUCUAAACGAUCUCGUUGUCGUUCAAUGUACUCUUUAAGAGACGAAUUAAAAACAAAAGAACUUGCUAAUCAACUAUCUGAUCCUUAUGAAACCGAAUACAAACAACAAUUUGUAGACUGGAUAGAAUAUUAUAAUCAUGAAACAAAACCCCUUCAAAGAAGAGGUUCUUGGUCUGCUCCACUCGAUAAUUUUAAAUUGUUAGAUGGUUUUAAUCGUAAUGAUUCAAAAUCUUCUGAAUCACGUAAACAUCAACCUUUAAUUACUGAUUCGACUUCUAUAAAGAGUAAUCAUUCUCGUGGCUUAAUGAGACCAUCUACUUCAGCCGAAUUUCGUAAUUAUCGUAGUGACUACAAUGAUGUUCCCAGCGAUAAAUUUAGUAAACUCAAUUUAAAUGAUUAUUAUUCUUCAAGCCAGGCUAAAAGUACUGAAAUACAAAAAUCUAAAAGUAGUGAACUUCAAAAAUUUAAGAGUAAUGAGAUGCAAAGAACUAAAAGUUCUGGUAGUUCUCCUUUACGUAAUUCUGUAUUUAACCAAAAUGAUCUUAUAUCUCAACAAGAUACCCCUGAUCAUCGUCGGCGUAAUAUUUCUGCUAUUGACCUCCCUGGAAGGCCUCGAAAUCGUGAUACGCACAUGGAUGAACGAAGACGUGAUUAUGAACAUUUAUAUGAUAGAUGUCGUGAUCCAAUGAAUACUAAUCGCAAAGACGAUUAUGAUAAACAGCAACAUGAUAAAUCUUAUGAUGAUCGUUAUAAGAAUAAUCAUUUAUCAAAUGUCAAUUAUGAUUAUUAUAUAACGGAACGUCAACUUGAUAAUGGUUACGAUAUUCGUUAUAGUAAACAAGAUCAUGAUGAAUAUUAUAAGCAUGGCAAUCGAUCCGCUCAUAUUUCUGACAAAGAACAUUAUGGUCGACAUGCUAAUGGGCAUAGUAAUGGGCAUAGCAAUGGGCAUUCACGAAAUACUUCAUAUUCUUCGACAAGUGAUCUUGAUCCAUCACGUUCAUAUGUUCGUUCCCCUCUUCCUAAUGCUAAUCCUUCAUAUUUAGAUCAUCUACGUCACCGUGCCACUGCAAGUGAUAGUAGUUCUGUAUCAACUCCAAGUAGUCCUGCAACUCCAAAUGGAUUUUAUGAUAAUGAUUAUAAAUCAAGAAAAAGUAAUGGUCUGGAUCCACGGAUUUAUAAGGAACAGAUCUAUUCAUCUGCUAUAACGUCAAAAUCGCUUAUGGGACCUCCAAAAUCAAAUCUACCAUUAGAUGAUGAUAAAGAACGUUAUUAUCGCUCAAGUCCUUUAAGUCCUUCUCAUAAUAAAUUUUAUCUCGAAGAUGAUAAAGAACGAUAUCGUCAAAGUCCUUCUCUUCCAUUACCAUCAAUAUUAAGAGACAAGUCUUUAGCCGCAAAAUCGCCCACACCAUCAACUCCACGUUCUUAUCAAUCAACAUAUUCAUCACCCCCUUUUACUAGAGCACCAAGUCCAACUCGCAAUCCUUAUGCUAAAAAACAUAAUAAUUAUUAUUAUGAGACUUCUUCCCCUACUUUGUCGCCGACCUAUUCUUCACGUCCGCCAUCACGAGCAACUAGUGUUAGUAGUCAUGCCACUUCCAUUGAAGAAGAAUCUGUUAUACUAACCGAUAUCCUCCGAGACGCGGAUUCACUGACGUUGAAGAAUUUAACUGAUCAAUUAAAAAUAUUUAAACAUCGAGAGCCUAAGCCUCCUGCUACUACAAAAAUUACAUCUCGUAGUACACCUGGUACGAGGAGGUCAUCUGUUACAACUAACAAAAAUUCAUCCACAAAGUCCACAAAGGGUACAAAAAGUAGCUCUGUACCUGGUACUCCUAGCUCUGCCCAAAAGAAGAAAAGUAGUAAACCAACUAAAUCACUACCCUCAACAUCAUCCGUGACUUCAUCGUAUCGUGAGGCAUACAGAGAUUAUACUUUGGAUAAACGGCCUGAGCCAACAGAUUUUACCGCAGCAAGAGAAGCUUUAAAUCGUGCAAAAUUAAAG